AUGCUGGUUGCUAUGCUCUUGACGGCGCUCGACGUGCCGCUCAUCGCUGGAGUGUUGGAGCCAUUCGCGCGCGACAACGAAACGGCAGUUGCGAGUGCCGAAGAGUGCUUCGAGCUGCCGCCCAUCAAGCAUUUACCUGGGGAUAUAUCGGAGAAUGUUCUGGAGUCUAUCAUCAAUGAGUUCAAGGAUGUGUCCAGCGACGCCGAAGAGAUUCGCCGCGCGAAAUCCGAAGAGCUGCAGCGGAAGCUUAAACUGUACAACAGCAUCAUGGAGAAGAAGUGCGACGAGGAACUCAUACACAGCAGCCGGAGAAGCAGGAGAAGGGACGGCGGGUCGGGCAGCAGCACGCCUCGCAUGGCGACUCCGGUGCGGCGCGCAGACGCCGUCAGCUACACCAGUCCUUGCCUCAUGAACGUCAGCGUCUACGGGGAGGUGCCACAAAACGACGAUCUUCUCGAAAAGCAAAUAGAAGAGAAAGAAAAAAUGUUGGCCAAGCUGCUCAACCUGGAAUCCCUUAGCAUCAGCACCCCGAAGACCGAUCACGAGAAGCCGGAGCCUCCUCCCCAGCCGACGUACAAAAAGUUCCAGAUGAUAGACACUCCCUAUAUAGACCCCCCUAAAGAAAAACCAGCGCCCAAACAGAUUCAGGACUCUAGGCCCAUAGACUUAGUGCCGAAAGUCGUGCAGUUGCCCAACAACUGGAACUUGGGCGACAUAGAGUUGAAAUUGGAGAAGACGAACGGGCUGAAGGGCCCGCAAGCAGCCAUGUCCCCGGAGGAGCCCAUAGAAAGCGACUGGGAGAUCAUCUGAUGCCGCGCGAGGCCGAAGUGAGGUCAUUAGGAUUCCUUUGUAUUUUAUGCAAAAUCUUAUCGACGCCGCGUCGGCUGCGAGUUGCAACUUGGUUCCUGUGAAUAGGCUAUUUGACAUUUUAAGAUAAUGAUUUAUAAACCCGGUCUGUGAGCACGUAGAAUUUUGUCCAAUGACCCCAAGCUACCCAUCCUUAUCGCUCGCGCGUAAUGAUGUUGCUGUCGCGCUCGCACUCUCACUGCGGGCGCCCGUCGCACAGUCGCGACAGUUAUAUAAUUACGCGCGAGCGAUAAGGAGGGGUCAUUGGACAAAAUUCUACGUGCUCACAGACCAGACUAUAGGUCGUUUAACUCGAGUAAGUGCAUGAGGUAUAGGAGCGGCACGGAAGGGUGUUUUUGUAACGUCAAACGUCAACGAGAUCUCCUUCUGAAUUAUAUUCUUUGUCACGUCACAAUAUGUCAAUGUCACACCCUCGUGUCGCUCUCAUGCUUCAGGCAUUGAAUGAGCUUAGCGCUAGACCUAUACUAUUGAUAUCUACUCUGGAUAUCCGUUCUCAAAGCGAACGAUCAAAAUAGAUCCCAAAAAUCAGUAAAUAUACUAUGAUUUUUUUGGUUUGUGAAAUCUAAAAUAAUGCGUUAGGCACCAUAAUCACCAGUUAUCGACUGCUGCUCGACUCACGUUUCUGAAGUUUGUUAUUUAUUUUUACUUUACAUGCCAGUACGAUAUUGUAAUUUAACAUUUUGGCUAGACCGUGAUUAUUUAUUUUGCAAACUUUCAAGUGUUUUUCAGAAACCAGUCAAAUAGCCUAUUGCGGUCAUUAGUGUCCCGUUUCCUGCCGGUAUUCCAAUGCAUCUUCUGUACUAUUGUUUAAAUAUAUAUUUUUUACAUUACCAUCUUUAUUACAACUAAAUUAGGGUUUAUUUCAAGGCCAUCUUGCUUUUUCUAUCGCGUCAAGUCAUUCAUACUGAGGCAAGGAACACGCUAAUGAUCCUUUGUUUUCGAAUUUAUGUAGUUCUUUUGACAAUGCCUAGAAUUCUAAUAUCAACUAGUCCAAAACAGUCGCAGUAUUUCGUUCGCAGGUACUGAUAAAGGAACUACUGCAUUUUUAUAUGUUUGAUAAGUUAGGAUUAAAAGUAUUGUAGCUUUUAUACCUACGAAGGUUUAGGAAGGUGAGAUAACAGCUUUUUUAAACUAUUUGCAGUUACUUAUCUGAGCCUUUAGAAUUGUAGAAAGAGUGAAGGCAACUGCAAUAAUCAAUUAAGUAGGUAGGUUUAUUCAAAUAAAUAAAUAAUAGAUUUAGUUAAAAAAUAAAUGCAUUUAUAAGAAGCUUUUGAAAUCAACUUUUAAGCAGCUAAGCCCGGCAAUUUCUUUAAUUUUAUGUAUAGCAAUUAAUUAUUUCUGCUCAUUCGAUAAAAAGCUGAUUAAUUCUAUAAAUAUCGGUUGGUAUGCUAACAA
This is a messenger RNA of Ostrinia nubilalis (European corn borer), 2262 nucleotides long. RefSeq lists its product as uncharacterized. The transcript is spliced from 4 exons. NCBI's taxonomy places the organism in Eukaryota, Metazoa, Arthropoda, Insecta, Lepidoptera, Crambidae. Bases 1 to 810 code for a protein of 269 amino acids. The record is from RefSeq and is a predicted model, not a curated record.